Scheffersomyces stipitis CBS 6054 is the source of this 1560-nucleotide messenger RNA. It is a transcript of the gene ADE13, whose product is annotated as adenylosuccinase. The record is from RefSeq and is a predicted model, not a curated record. Lineage: Eukaryota; Fungi; Ascomycota; Pichiomycetes; Serinales; Debaryomycetaceae. Bases 1 to 1452 code for a protein of 483 amino acids. Gene Ontology annotation, cellular component: cytosol. The transcript has a single exon. Gene Ontology annotation, molecular function: N6-(1,2-dicarboxyethyl)AMP AMP-lyase (fumarate-forming) activity; (S)-2-(5-amino-1-(5-phospho-D-ribosyl)imidazole-4-carboxamido) succinate lyase (fumarate-forming) activity. Gene Ontology annotation, biological process: 'de novo' AMP biosynthetic process.
AUGUCCUCCAACUACGAUAGUUACUCCACGCCAUUAUCUUCCAGAUAUGCUUCGGAAGAGAUGUCCAAGAUCUUCUCCUUGAGAAACAGAUUCUCUACCUGGAGAAAGUUGUGGUACAACUUGGCCAUUGCUGAAAAGGAAGUGGGCUUGACUGUGAUUUCGGACGAAGCCAUUGCUCAGAUGAGACAGCACUUGGACAUCACCGAUGAGGAGAUUGCUGCUGCUUCUAAGGAAGAAGCUAUUGUCAGACACGAUGUCAUGGCUCAUGUCCACGUUUUUGGUAACACCUGUCCUGAGGCUGCUGGUAUCAUCCACUUGGGUGCCACCUCUUGUUUCGUUACCGACAAUGCCGAUUUGAUCUUCUUGAGAGAUGCCUACGACGUCAUCAUCCCUAAGUUAGUCAAUGUUAUCAACAGAUUGUCCAAAUUCGCCUUGGAAUACAAGGACUUGCCAGUUUUGGGCUGGACCCAUUUCCAACCUGCCCAAUUGACGACUGUGGGUAAGAGAGCCACCUUAUGGAUCCAGGAAUUAUUAUGGGACUUAAGAAAUAUGGAAAGAGCCAGAAAUGACAUUGGAUUGAGAGGUGUUAAGGGUACCACUGGUACUCAGGCUUCAUUCUUGUCGUUGUUCCACGGUGACCAUGACAAGGUUGAGGCAUUGGACCAGAGAGUCGUAGAAUUGUUGGGUUUUGACCACGUCUACCCAGUCACUGGCCAGACCUACUCAAGAAAGAUUGACAUUGACGUUUUGUCUCCUUUGGCUUCUUUCGGUGCUUCUGCUCACAAGUUUGCUACCGAUAUCAGAUUGUUGGCUAACUUGAAGGAAAUCGAAGAGCCAUUUGAAAAGUCGCAGAUUGGUUCUUCAGCCAUGGCCUACAAAAGAAACCCUAUGAGAUGUGAAAGAGUGUGUUCCUUGGCCAGACACAUGGGUGGUUUGUUGAACGAUGCUAUCCAGACUGCUUCUGUUCAAUGGUUCGAAAGAACCUUGGACGAUUCAGCCAUCAGAAGAAUAUCGCUUCCUUCUGCGUUCUUGACUGCUGAUAUCUUGUUGAGUACAAUGCUCAACAUCACCAGUGGCUUGGUGGUCUACCCAAAGGUCAUCGAAAGAAGAGUAAAUUCGGAAUUGCCAUUCAUGGCUACCGAAAACAUCAUCAUGGCCAUGGUGGAAAAGGGUGGUUCCAGACAAGACUGUCACGAAGAGAUCAGAGUGUUGUCUCACCAAGCUAGUGCUGUUGUCAAGCAAGAAGGUGGUGAUAACGACUUGAUCGAUAGAGUCAAGAAGACCGAAUACUUCAAACCUAUCUGGGCCGACUUGGAAUCGUUGUUGGAUCCAAAGACUUUCGUCGGUAGGGCCCCUGAACAGACGGAAAAGUUCGUCAAGGUCGAUGUUGCCAAGGCAAUCAAGCCAUACGAAAAGUACAUCACCAACGAAGCUGUUUCGUUGAGUGUUUAGUUUGUUCUGGUGAAUACUAAUAUGUUUUAAUCACAUUAUUUUCAAUUCUAUCUCUCUAUCUUGUCUAUUGUAUAAAGAUUAGCUACAAAAAUUUAAACGUGUUUGUUU